Maylandia zebra (zebra mbuna) is the source of this 1924-nucleotide messenger RNA. RefSeq names its product sulfatase modifying factor 2 (gene sumf2). Lineage: Eukaryota; Metazoa; Chordata; Actinopteri; Cichliformes; Cichlidae. Gene Ontology annotation, cellular component: endoplasmic reticulum. The record is from RefSeq and is a predicted model, not a curated record.
GGUGCAACGGUGAAAUCUGUCCGAUAGAAACGACUAAAAAAUGAAAUUGAACUUUGAGAAGUUCUCCAUUUGAACGUGGUUAAACGUUUAACGUGUAUAUUUUUGUUUAGACGUGGUUUCAAACCAGUUUUAGCAAAGACGAUGGUAUUCUGGAUGUUUGCUGUGUUUUUACUGACAGGGGCCGCCGCGGAGGAAAUGGUGAACAUCCCGGGAGGAAAGAUGUCAAUGGGAACCAGUGCACCCGAUGGGAGAGACGGAGAGUCUCCCACCAAGGAGGUCGAGCUUCAGCCUUUUGAAAUAGACAGACACCCCGUCACAAACGCCGAUUUCAGAGACUUUGUGAGAGCCCAGAAGUACAAAACUGAAGCCGAGACGUUUGGCUGGAGUUUCGUGUUUCAGGACUUCGUGUCAGAAGAGCUGAAGAGCAAAGUCACUCAGAGAAUUGAGUCUGCUCCGUGGUGGCUGCCUAUAGAGCGUGUGUUUUGGAGACAGCCUUCAGGGCCUGGUUCGGGGAUUCGAGAUCGUCUGGACUUUCCAGUGGUUCAGGUGAGCUGGAAUGACGCCCAGGCCUUCUGCAGCUGGAAAAGCAAGAGACUGCCCACGGAGGAGGAGUGGGAGUGGGCUGCACGUGGGGGGCUGCAAGGUCGGACCUACCCAUGGGGAAACAAGUUCCAGGCCAACAGAACCAACCUGUGGCAGGGAUCUUUCCCAGAUGGAGACACUGCAGAGGAUGGAUACCACGGCAUCUCUCCUGUUACAGCAUACCCUCCCCAGAAUAGCUAUGGACUGUAUGACAUGAUGGGAAAUACAUGGGAGUGGACAUCCACACGCUUUUCAGCAGCGAGGCCGAUGUACGUGCUGCGCGGUGCCUCCUGGAUCGACACAGUGGACGGUUCAGCUAAUCACAAGGCUCGAAUCACAACCAGGAUGGGCAACACUCCCGACUCUGCUUCUGACAACCUUGGAUUCAGAUGUGCUGCCAGUGAUGGACAGAAGGGCAGGAAGAAAAAAGAAAAAGCAGAACUAUAGCCUCAGAGGACAGCAGUGUGGAUUUGAGCCAGCAGUGAACAGCCUUUAAUAAUAAAUGUGAUGACUUUAAAGUUUACAACAAGAUGGAAGCAAAGGACUAAAUAAAAAUGAGGAAGAAAUUCACAUUAAACGUGAAGCUAACUAUAUUUCUCCUGUGGAGAAUUUCAUAAAGAAUAAAGGAAAUCUACCAUUAUGAAACAUUUAAUAAAAAAUACUUUUUAAAAUGAUGAAAAAAAUAAUUUAUUGCUAUUUUCCAAGAACUUUCUGUUUACCUGUAACAGUAACAUCAUGCCAGAUGCUAAAUGAUUACACCAUGCAUUUGCUACUUCGCCUUUAGAGGUCGCCACAGGAGAUAAAUCUGCCUCCAUCUCACCCUAUCCCUCACAUCUCUCUAAAUCUAUGAAUCUCCCGUCUGGUCUUCCUCUUUUCUUCCUGCCUGGCACCUCCAUCUUCAACAUUCUUUGUCCAAUAUAUCCACUAUUCCUCUUCUGUAAAUGUCCAAGCUUGUUAUCCUUGCCUCUCAAACCUUUGGCUCCCAAGACACUCAACCUGAGCUCUGAUGUACACAUUUCUAAUCUUGUCAAUUCUGGACACUUCCAACAUCAAUCUAAAAUUCUUCAGCUCUCUCAAAACUACUUCCUUCUUUCUAGGCUGGACUGUUGAAAUUCCUCGUUUUGCAACCUUGCAGUGUGAGUACUGCGAGAUCAUGUUUCUCCCCCGUUAGCUUCUCUUCAGUGGAUCCCUGUGAAUUCCUGAAUUUAUUCCACAUUUAUUCUCAAAAGACCUCAUUGUACUAUAUAAUCCCCACGGAGCACUGCUGUUUGUGCUCCCUCUGUACCCCUCUUUUCUCUUUCUCCUCACUGGUCACAGCACAUGGCUGCCCAUCCCGGAGCUG